Molecule: messenger RNA, 1192 nt
Organism: Saccostrea echinata
Lineage: Eukaryota; Metazoa; Mollusca; Bivalvia; Ostreida; Ostreidae
Product: methionine adenosyltransferase 2 subunit beta-like
Exons: 5
Coding region: 4-903 (299 amino acids)
Biological process (GO): S-adenosylmethionine biosynthetic process
Cellular component (GO): methionine adenosyltransferase complex
Molecular function (GO): methionine adenosyltransferase regulator activity
Source: RefSeq, a predicted model, not a curated record
AUUAUGACGAAGCGGGUCCUUGUUACGGGUGCUUCGGGGCUCUUUGGAAGAUCCAUCUACAAGGAGUUCCUGAAUGAUAAUUCCUGGGAGACACUGGGACUCGCUUUCAGUCGUGCAAAAGACAAAUUAAAGAAAGUGGAUAUAACCGAUGAAAACCAAGUGAAAGAAGUCAUCAACUCUUUUAAACCAUCAGUUAUAAUCCACAGCGCUGCAGAGAGAAAACCUGAUGCAGUGGAAAAUGACCCUGAUGGCACCAAGAAACUUAAUCUGUCUGCCACAGAAUACAUCUGUCAGGCUGCAAAGGCCAUUGGUGCCUGGGUCCUGUACAUUAGCACUGACUAUGUAUUUGAUGGGACUUCCCCUCCUUACGAAGAAGAUGCUAAACCUAACCCCCUCAACAAGUAUGGACAGAGUAAACUAGAUGGAGAAAAAAUUACACUAGAAGCAUCUUCAGAUAACUCUGUACUGCGAGUACCCAUCCUAUAUGGAGAUAUUGAAUACCUCUCCGAGAGUGCCGUCACGGUGCUGUUUGAGAAGAUUAUGACAGGAUCUGAAUUAAUAGCAUCUGAUUAUGAAAAGAGAUACCCCACCCACUGCGGUGAUAUAGCUGAUGCCAUUAGACAGCUAGCAGACAAAAGGCUACAGGAUCCUGAGAAAGUUUGUGGUGUGUUUCACUGGUCAUCUAAAGAGGAAAUGACUAAAUAUGAUAUGUCUAUUGCCAUGGCCUCAGCCUUCUCAUUGAGUACAGAGAACAUAAAACCUGAUAGAAGCCCCUCCAAGGGGGCACCCCGCCCUUACAACACACAUCUAUCCUGUAAGAAAAUGGAAGCUUUCGUCUCUGGGAGAAGAACACCAUUCUCAGAGGGCAUCAAGGCGGUCCUGCAGCCAUAUUUUAAAAAAUGAGUAAAAUGAACUGGAGACUGGAAUGCUUGAACAUGAAUUUAUUUUCUGCUGGUUGGUUUUAAAUUAAAUGGGUAAAAUUUAUGUAAGUCUUUUUUAACUUGUUAUUGUAAAUAUUGCCUAUGCACAUGUACCUGUCAGACUUGUGAACUUUUUAAAGCUGAAAAUAUAUGGAUAGCUUCAUGUACAUGCAAGUUAUAAAGCUUUGUUUUCCAAUAUACGUUGAACAUGCAUUAGUUGAUCACUCUUGGAAAACUUUGUCUAUGCAUGCAAUAAACAAAAUGCUUUUUCA